AGCACUUGCAGCUUGAGCUCAAUCUAGGGGGUUGCCUAGUUUAUGAAUACAGACCAAGGUCAUGGCCCGGUUUGCAUUCUACGGCGCCAAGUGGUGGAAUCACCAGGCCGGCUAUGCUGCCCUGGCAGCUGGGACAGCCUGUGGCGUGGCCAUUCGGCCCUCCAAGAUGACAGCCGCAGACGGGAGGCCUUUUGAUGAGAGGUCGGCAGCCAACCUGAGGCCGUACCAUCUCUCUAGCUGGCAAGAAGAACGGAUAGGACUGGUGAAAGAACGGACGGUCAACAAGUUCCUGAACCCCAUUGCCAUUGCCUGGCCUGAUUUCAACUUCUUGAAUCCUGAUGAGCUGGUCCAGGGCCACAUUAUUCUGAACGAUUCCAAGCAGGCCUCCAGGCCGAAAGAGCUGGCAAACGGCUGCGUCAGGGCCAACGCCUGCAAAGAGAUUUGGUGGAAUCCCAGCGAGGUGCGAGCAGCUAUUGUCACCUGCGGUGGGCUGUGCCCCGGGCUGAAUUCCAUCAUCCGAGAGAUUACAAAUUGCCUGUGGCACCAAUACGGAGUGCGAACAGUUCUGGGGAUGCAGGCUGGCUACAACGGGUGCAAAGACCCCGACUCCUUCCCCCCAACCCAGUUGACGGUGGAUAACGUGCGCGACAUUCACAUGAAGGGCGGAAGCAUCCUCAAGGCUGGCCGCGGCGGCAUGGACGAUCCCGAAAAGAUCCUUGAUCAGCUGCAAAAGCAGGGGGUCAACAUGCUGUUCACAGUUGGGGGGGAUGGGACACAGGCUGCUGCAAAUCUUCUCUUCCAAGCUGCCAAGAAGAGGAACAUGCCUUUGUCCAUCGUGGGCGUGCCCAAGUCCAUCGACAAUGAUAUCGUGUUCUUUGAUAAGACCUUCGGAUUCGAUUCCGCGGUCGCUGCUGCUUCAGAGGUUAUCCGAAACGGCUGGGUAGAGGCCACCAGCUGCUCGAAGGGAGUGGGCAUUGUGAAGUUGAUGGGACGAGAUGCGGGCUUCGUCGCCAUGCACGCGGCACUGGCAUCAACGAUUGUGGAUUUGGUGAUGAUUCCAGAGGUCGACGUUGAGCUCGAGGAGGUCAUGGGCCACGUGGACCGCACGCUGGAACGAAAGGACUUCAUGGUCAUUGCUGUCGCAGAAGGCGCAGGGCAGAAGUUUGUGGCGACCGGAAAGAAAGACUCGACUGGACACACGGUCUACGGCGACAUCGGCACCUAUCUGAAGGAUGCUGUCAACUCUCACCUCAAGAGCAAGGGUGGCCGAUCCUUCUACAUUGACCCCUCGUACAUUAUUCGCUCAGUUACUAUCCGGCCAAAUGACCACAUCUACUGCUCCAGGUUGGCCAGGGAUGCUGUUCACACUGCGAUGAGGGGCUACACCGGGGUUUGUGUUGGGCCGAUCCACAACAUCAUCGUGGUCAUGCCUUCCAACCUCAUUGCCAGCCGCAAGAAGCGAGUGGGCCUCCACAGCAGUUCCUGGCAAUCCUGUGUGCAGUCCUGCAACAUGCCCAAGUCACUCUCUGGCUUGAAUUGAGAGAGCCGGGAGGCUCCCUAGAGCCAAGUGUGGAGACUUUUAGAGGUGCACCGAGCUACCAUCUCAAGCACCCUGAUUCCUUAAUUCGAGGAUUGUUGCGGCCAGGGCCCAUUGUCAAUCGCAGCUAACAGUGCUCCAAUGUCCUGCGUUGGCAAAGGCUGGGCAACAGCGCGGCUUGACGUAUCUUCCUGGCUUACUAUGGCGGUUCUCAUGCUCAGUCAUGGCUCUGGGAUGCACACUGUGAAGCCGGAUGGAAAAUGGCGUGCCGUGUCCAGUGUGAG
Effrenium voratum is the source of this 1821-nucleotide messenger RNA. The record is from the annotation of a GenBank genome assembly. NCBI's taxonomy places the organism in Eukaryota, Dinophyceae, Suessiales, Symbiodiniaceae.